Panicum virgatum (switchgrass) is the source of this 861-nucleotide messenger RNA. Its product is annotated as acyl-acyl carrier protein thioesterase ATL4, chloroplastic-like. Gene Ontology annotation, molecular function: fatty acyl-[ACP] hydrolase activity. Gene Ontology annotation, cellular component: chloroplast. NCBI's taxonomy places the organism in Eukaryota, Viridiplantae, Streptophyta, Magnoliopsida, Poales, Poaceae. The record is from RefSeq and is a predicted model, not a curated record. The coding region runs from base 123 to 653 and encodes 176 amino acids. The transcript is spliced from 3 exons.
CUACCCAAGUUUGCUGCGCGCAUGCUUCGCAUGGAACCAAAAGCCAGCAAUAGCGUACGCACUGUGCUGUGCGUAAAAGCAAGCACAGCACAGGACAUGGCAUCCCUAGCCAUCCCCGCGAGAUGGAGCUCGGCGUGCGGCUUGGUAGCUGCCAGCCGCCUCCCAACACCAGCCAACCGCCGCCUCCAGCGAUCAGCUUCGGAGCCUGGCCGCGCUCCAGCCACCUCGUCGUCCUCCGUGCCCGGGCGUGUCCGCGUCGUCCCCGCCGCGCCAGGGCUCCGCGGGUCGCUGCCCCGGACUCCCGCCCCCUCGAGACCAUCUGCGCCAACAGCACCGGUCAGGGCACUAAGUUGAGGGGGGACCAGUUCUUCCCGGUGGAGAUGACGGUCCGCGACUGCGAGCUUGACCACUACGGGGUCGUCAACAAUGCUGUGUACGCGGACUACAUCGAAAAAGCUCGGGAAGAGUUGGCUUCCAGCCUUGGCAUCAGCUCAUGCUCGAUCGCGAGCACAGGCAACGCCAUGGCACUCUCCGACCUGAGGCAGCUCGUCCUGGAGGCAACGGCCACCGUGGUGUGCCUGAACAAGGACUACCGCCCGACGCGCGUGUUCCCGGAGGUGGCGUCCAAGCUGCGGCGUUUCUUCUCGUCCUAGCUACGAUACGUACGUACCAAGGACUGAUGCCAACAAGCCGACCGACGUCGUCGUAUUAGAUAUACGUGGACACGUGAUCGAUCGUACUUGUGUACAUAAGUACGUGCUCUGGAGUCUGGACGAGGGAUCCCCUGUGUAUAGUAGAAGCCUGGACUGGAAAGGCUCUGUUUGAUGGGAGUCAUCAUAAGAGAUCACCCCAGCAAAAGAA